This is a messenger RNA of Oncorhynchus gorbuscha (pink salmon), 825 nucleotides long. RefSeq names its product putative protein TPRXL. The coding region runs from base 1 to 825 and encodes 274 amino acids. The transcript has 2 exons. NCBI's taxonomy places the organism in Eukaryota, Metazoa, Chordata, Actinopteri, Salmoniformes, Salmonidae. The record is from RefSeq and is a predicted model, not a curated record.
AUGGUUGCCAACGGUAGCAGCUCCCAGUUGCUUCCACCACAGCAGAGCUCAUCUUCCCCCACAGCAGAGUUCAUCUUCCACCACAGCAGAGUUCAUCUUCCACCACAGCAAAGUUCAUCUUCCACCACAGCAGAGCUCAUCUUCCACCACAGCAGAGCUCAUCUUCCCCCACAGCAGAGCUCAUCUUCCACCACAGUAGAGCUCAUCUUCCCCCACAGCAGAGUUCAUCUUCCACCACAGCAGAGCUCAUCUUCCACCACAGCAGAGUUCAUCUUCCACCACAGCAGAGUUCAUCUUCAACCACAGCAGAGCUCAUCUUCCCCCACAGCAGAGCUCAUCUUCCACCACAGCAGAACUCAUCUUCCACCACAGCAGAGCUCAUCUUCCACCACAGCAGAGCUCAUCUUCCCCACAGCAGAGCUCAUCUUCCCCACAGCAGAGCUCAUCUUCCCCACAGCAGAGCUCAUCUUCCCCCACAGCAGAGCUCAUCUUCCCCCACAGCAGAGCUCAUCUUCCCCCACAGCAGAGCUCAUCUUCCUCCACAGCAGAGCUCAUCUUCCUCCACAGCAGAGCUCAUCUUCCCCCACAGCAGAGCUCAUCUUCCUCCACAGCAGAGCUCAUCUUCCUCCACAGCAGAGCUCAUCUUCCCCCACAGCAGAGCUCAUCUUCCCCCACAGCAGAGCUCAUCUUCCUCCACAGCAGAGCUCAUCUUCCUCCACAGCAGAGCUCAUCUUCCCCCACAGCAGAGCUCAUCUUCCCCCACAGCAGAGCUCAUCUUCACCCACAGCAGAGCUCAUCUUCCACCACAGCAGAGCUCAAGUUUAA